Homalodisca vitripennis (glassy-winged sharpshooter) is the source of this 2106-nucleotide messenger RNA. RefSeq names its product dorsal-ventral patterning tolloid-like protein 1. The transcript is spliced from 13 exons. Lineage: Eukaryota; Metazoa; Arthropoda; Insecta; Hemiptera; Cicadellidae. Gene Ontology annotation, cellular component: plasma membrane. Bases 241 to 2025 code for a protein of 594 amino acids. The record is from RefSeq and is a predicted model, not a curated record.
GUCGUGUCGCCUGGUCGCCUCGCGGGGAGCUCAUCAUCGAUCACGGCGUGGCGGCCGGUCACCUCCACUGCAACAUGAGGCCAAGGAUUCCUACGGAAAUAGAUAUAUUCUCAAUUCGCGUACUCUAAGGUGUCGCCCACAUCUACCUGCAAUACAAUGAAAAUGAAGCUAAGGUUUUCCGGUCAGCAGAAGCAAACUUCUCUUCUGCCCUUUGGUGAGCCGACAGUGAACUUCUGAGUCAUGCGAGUCCUUUGGCUCCUGAUAGUCACAAGAGUCCUGGCUCAGGCUCAAGUCGUCUGGACUCCCAUCUACUUUGAAGGAAACAACCAAGUGGACAUGUGGACAGCGAAGGCAGAAGGAUGUCGCUGCAGUUUCGAUCUCUCACGCCAGGACUGCGCCUGCUGUGUUAAGGAAGGAGGAUGCCAGUGUGGGUUACACUCACCCAACCGUUGUAGCCAGUGUGGAAUCCAUCAAUACUGCAAUAAUAUGUGCAAUAUUACUUUGAGCUCCCGCAAUUUGUAUGAAAAAUCCCGAAAGUCACACGGACAGAUCAAGUCACCGUCUGUGGAGGGCCCGGCGUUCUGCUGGUACAGGUUGUUACCGGACUCUGGCCAGAGGGUGGAGAUACAGAUAUACCGGCUGGUCAGCGUUGGCCGCUUCAAUGGCACCAGCUGCAUCGGAGGUUUUGUCCAGUUGGUGUCAGGUCUCGAUUCUAUCCCGAGAGCUCUUGACGGUCAGAUCUGUGGAGCUGAUGAAAGGUUUGCCCCUCCCGUCGUCAUAUUCGAGGAUAGAGGAGCUGCUACCCUUAUUUUCCAGAUUCUGGAGCGCACAGAACGGUCACAGUUCCUCGCGUACUUUAGUUUUACUCCUAGGAACGGGACCCAACAACAACCUGCGCUGGGCUUCCAGUCUCGAGGUGGUCGUAGGAUAGAACAUACAGAGUGCGAUUGGGUCUAUCAGGACUCAUGGUGCCGAGACUCCGGACCCUGCAGGUUAGCCUCGCCAGGAUACCCAGGUCUGUACGGCCCUAACAAGCUGUGCAAGUACCUCAUCACCACCAGUUCUUCUCACACCAGAGUGCGCAUCAAGUUCCAUUCACUAUCGCUACCUCCAAAAGAUCACUGUUCCACCGACUUUGUAAAAGUGUAUCACGGCUCUUCAACAUCGAGUCCUUUGCUAGCCACACUUUGUGGUAACAGAAAACAAGAAGUCGUCCACGCGGGACCAAAUCUCCUUGUACAGUUCAGUUCAGGUCCGUUGGUGAGCCCCUUCCACUACAAUGGGUUUGUGGCGAGUCUCGACUUCACUGAGAGGCCGGUAACCACUCAACCCACUGUGAGGACCACUGUCAAGUCCACUACUAGAACCACUGAGACCGCCUUGUUAAGUGACGCUCUCUGGAACUCGACGGGCCAGCCGCCUUGUGAACUACUAUACUACAGUAACCAAUCCCGUAACGGGCUGUUUGACUCCAGGGGUCUGCUGCAGGAGUCACAGCAAAACUGCAGUCUCAUCUUCAUCGGCGGUCCCACCGACCUUGUGUUCAUUUCUCUUGCUAACUACAACCUCAGGCCGACCUCCUGCAGAUCGUUCGUAGAACUGUAUGACGGCUACAGCAAGAAUGCGCAAGGCAGCCUCAUCAAGCGCAUCUGCAGCCCGAUAGCGAAGCGGACAAGAGACAAUACCGGCAGGUUUCAAGAUAGAGAAAACUACAUUUCUACAGGCAAUAUUCUCCAACUAAACUUCAGACGAUCUGUACCAUCUGUAUCUAUGGAAAACAUGGAGUACUUUCAAGGGGCCUUCCUUUUCCAUGAUGAGCUGCUGCAUGGUACACCAACCCCUAGCUCCCUGUGUGACGUGGAGUAUCGCAGUCACACCAGCCACUCCCGGGGCAAGCUGACAAACCCCGGAGAGACGGAGAUCUACUGGACGGUAGAUGGCAACCUCGAGUGUAUCCAGAGACUGGUGCCUUCGGUUAACUAUAACAUAUGUUCCAGAGCUGCUGCAUGGUACACCAACCCCUAGCUCCCUGUGUGACGUGGAGUAUCGCAGUCACACCAGCCACUCCCGGGGCAAGCUGACAAACCCCGGAGAGACGGAGAUCUA